Hippocampus zosterae (dwarf seahorse) is the source of this 2737-nucleotide messenger RNA. RefSeq names its product coiled-coil domain-containing protein 148-like. The record is from RefSeq and is a predicted model, not a curated record. Lineage: Eukaryota; Metazoa; Chordata; Actinopteri; Syngnathiformes; Syngnathidae. The coding region runs from base 159 to 1955 and encodes 598 amino acids. The transcript is spliced from 16 exons.
CUCUCGCGGACGGCCAUUACGUCAUCCACGGUUGACGAAUAUUUUCCUUUAAACGUCAAAGCUAGCUGCUUUCUACUCAAACCGCUUGUCACUGAUUUACCUUUAGACAGAUCAUUUGUAUGUACGCUUGAUUGAAAAAUACAACUAACACCUGGGAAAUGAAUGCAGGAGGUCAAGCAUUUAUCACCAGCUACAGACCAGAAGAUUUGGACAAACUUACAACGCAACUGAAGAAUGGCCUGUACAGAUCAAACUACAAGCCGACGGAAUAUGACAAAGUGCAAGCCAUGGUUGACGCCAAACGGCUGGAGACUGUUGCGAUUGGAAAAAAGGUUCGGCGGACCCGCUGUGUAGCCAAGGAAAUAAAGGAGGGCGACAUAUUACGGCAGCACAGGCAGGUGUGGAGCAGAGAGUGCCCUCGGCUGCAAAAAGCAGAGGUGAAGGCCGAGAGUGAACUGAGCGACUUCAUCGAGAACAUCAGGCCACUCGGCAUAGAAGACACCGCUAUCUUCUCUCUCAAAGAUUACGAAGUGUUCCUCGAGAGGGACCGCAAGGCAUUCGUCAUGGGCACCGUGGCGCCGGUUCAUCAGCUGAAGGAGGACUUGUGCUUCAGGUUGGAGCAGGAACAAGAUCGGGAAAUCGGCAGCCCUCACGCAAACCGGGAACAAGUGCAACAUCAGGUCAAUUUUGUGAAAGACCAGCAAGAUAUCAUCACGGCCAAACUUCAAGAAGAGUACCGUGACCUACAAGAGGAAAUUACAGAUCUCGCUUUGGAGAAAUAUAUUCCAACCUUGGAUAUCUUGAUGGGAGACAACAUUCCCGCAGAGGUUUUGGACUCGGACUGCCCUUACCCGGAACUGAAGGAGUCACUGAUCCAAGCCUUCCACUCAUUGUCAGACAUCAACCACACUCGCCUGCAAUGUCUUCAAGAUCACCUGAAAAGAACAGACAAAUACUGCGGCUGGUGUCCAGAUGACCACUUUCGCUUCCAUUUCACCUUGUCGCAGUACACGCAAGACGUACCCAACUACCGGGCACUGUGCUUGCAUAUGCUUCAAAGGAUCUUCCCGGAAAAAGUCAAACACGACCUGAUGGAGCACGAGCGUGCGUUGGCCAGGCAGCGCUUCACACAGACUCAGAUAAAAGUCCUGACCCAGCAGUGGCAGCAGGACCAGGAAGAGCUCCUGGCGAAAGCCUUGGCCGUCCUGCAGGAGGCCAGGGACGCCUACCAGGAGGAGUUGGAGCUCCAAAGGGACCGCCAGCAUCAGCAGGACAUCUGCUUCCGCCUCAGGGAAAAACUGCAGCAGUGGCGGGCUCAUCAGGAGGAGGUGGCCGAGCUGCAGGCGGCCAUCGCUGCCAGACAGCAGGAGGAGGCCGAAGCCAUUUUGAAGAGGGAGCAGGAGAAAGAGGCCGCCCUUCGGGCACAUCAGAAAGAAAAGCUGCGGAAAUUUCAUUUGGAGCAGCAGAGGAGGAGGGAGGAGUUGGAGCAAAGGGAUCAGGAGAGGCUGGCGAAACUGAGGAGUGCCAUGGACGAGCAGGCCCGGCAAGAUAAAGAGAGAGUCCGCUUCCGGGCUGAGAUGUUGCAGCGGCGCCAGGAGGCGAGGGAGACGUGCGAGUUGGAGCGUCAGAGGGAGGAAGCGGAGAGGCACAACCGUUUGGAAGCGCUCCGGAACCAGGUUGCAGUGGUGGCAGAGUCGGACGCAGACAGGAUGAUGGGAGGCACUCAAUCUUGGCGGAAUCGAAACUUGACCGUCCGAGAAGUCGAUAUCCAAAGGCCUCUCUUUGGAAUUCAUACAUACACGGAUGCCCAGAUCGUCGCCGAUCCCAGAUUGCGGGUUGAGCAGGCCCUGAGGGAGGCCGGCUUGCACCACACGCAGUACGCCCAAGAGGUCCUGGCCCAUAUUAAGCCUCCCAAACCACCACGACGAGACACCAAAUCCGAACUCCAGUUUUAAGCGAGCAAAUACUCCAGUUUUUCCUCGUGGGAGAAGGAGCACAAAGCACCGUCGAGCCGUCCUUGACCUGAGACAGCAGAGGAUUUCUCACCGCUUUUGUCAUCGAGGACAUUUAACCCUUUUAAGGGGGGGCACUCAUCGUGUCAUCAGGUGACGGGGGAGCAUGAAAGGGUUAAACGCCAGGUAAGGCGAGGUCCGGUUACCUUCGUAAAAGUCGUGGGUGCACAUGGUGUUUCCGAUCACGGUGGGAAGAUUCUGCAGUUCUGUGGAGCACUGCAGAAGCUCGCUGGCCACCCCUUCGUCCAGCUCCGUGCUGCGUGUGAUGACUUUACCCAGAACCACCUGCUCAAACUGAGGCCGGAACGAGUAGUCGACCGCCUUUUCCGUCACGACCACCGUGCCCGGAGCCAGACCUGGAAGUAAUCACCUGUUACUCUCCUUGAAAAUGACUUUUUAUGUUUUUUUUUUUUUUUUAAGAAUGUGGUGACUUUUGGGAAGCGCAGCGGGAAAAGUCAUUACCGACUCCGCCGGAUGUUCCCAGACGAAAGAGGAUCACGUCCCUGCAGUGGGCAUGGUGGAGCAGUUUGAUGAGCUCAUGCAGCAUGAUGGAGAUGGACGGCACGCCCAUGCCGUGCUAAUAGAAAAACAUUUGCUGUUAGAACGCUCAUGGCGCCAUGUCCGGCGAACCCUCACAUGUUCGCGGAUUCACAAUUUUUAUUUUUUAAUUGAAGGGAAACCGUAGUCAUUAUAACCUAAUAUAAAUGCCAUUUUAGUACAAGGAG